Molecule: messenger RNA, 1527 nt
Organism: Aptenodytes forsteri (emperor penguin)
Lineage: Eukaryota; Metazoa; Chordata; Aves; Sphenisciformes; Spheniscidae
Gene: GATA4
Product: GATA binding protein 4
Exons: 6
Coding region: 1-1236 (411 amino acids)
Biological process (GO): cell fate commitment; negative regulation of transcription by RNA polymerase II; positive regulation of transcription by RNA polymerase II
Cellular component (GO): nucleus
Molecular function (GO): DNA-binding transcription factor activity, RNA polymerase II-specific; RNA polymerase II cis-regulatory region sequence-specific DNA binding; zinc ion binding
Source: RefSeq, a predicted model, not a curated record
AUGUACCAGAGUUUAGCCAUGGCAGCUAACCCCGGCCCUCCGGCGUACGAGGGGGCAGGUGGCUUCAUGCACAGCGCGGCCGCAGCUUCCCCCGUCUAUGUGCCCACCACGAGGGUCACCUCCAUGCUCCCCAGCCUGCCAUACCUCCAGAGCAGCGGCUCUUCCCAGCAAGGCAGCCCCGUCUCCAGCCACUCCAUCUGGACUCAACCCGGAGCCGAAAGCGCCGCUUACAACCCCGGAUCUUCUCACCCUCCCGUGUCACCUCGGUUCUCCUUCUCCACCAGCACCCCCAUCCCUGCCACCUCUUCCCGGGAAGCCGCGGCGGCUUACAGCAGCUCCUUGAACCUUUCUGCUAACGGGAGGGAGCAGUACAGCAGGGGUUUCGGCAGCUCCUAUUCCAGCCCUUACCCGGCUUACAUGUGCCCUGAAAUGGCCACGACUUGGACUUCUUCCCCCUCCGACGGCCCCAUGCUGCACAACCUGCAGAGCCGAGGGACGCCCGCAGCCGCCCGGCACGCCAACAUAGCAGAAUUUUUUGAUGAUUAUUCAGAGGGGCGAGAAUGUGUCAACUGUGGGGCCAUGUCCACCCCACUCUGGAGGAGAGAUGGCACGGGGCACUACCUCUGCAACGCCUGCGGGCUCUACCACAAGAUGAAUGGCAUCAACCGGCCCUUGUUCAAACCUCAGAGGAGGCUGUCGGCUUCCCGCCGCGUCGGCCUCUCUUGUGCCAACUGCCACACAACGACAACCACGCUCUGGCGCAGAAAUGCCGAGGGAGAGCCCGUCUGUAACGCCUGCGGACUCUACAUGAAGCUCCAUGGGGUUCCAAGGCCUUUAGCCAUGAGAAAAGAGGGCAUUCAGACGAGGAAGCGCAAGCCGAAGAACCUUAACAAAACAAAGACGCCAGCAGGUCCGUCCAGCAGCGAGAGUCUUACCCCGACCACCAGCUCCACCAGCAGCAGCAGCAGCGCCACGACCACUGAGGAAAUGCGCCCCAUAAAAACAGAACCUGGGCUCUCAUCUCAUUACGGGCACCCCAGCCCAAUUUCUCAGGCAUUCUCAGUCUCUGCCAUGUCUGGACAUGGAUCAUCUAUUCACCCUGCGAUUUCGUCUCUGAAGCUUUCCCCGCAGGCUUACCAGUCAGCUAUCAGCCAGUCUCCACAAACCAGCUCCAAACAGGACUCCUGGAACAGCCUGGUGUUAGCUGAAAACCAUGGGGACAUCAUAACUGCAUAACCUGGUCUUCCACCCAUGGACUUCAGGCUGAUCUGCUUGAGAGAUGAAGAAGAUGCCACGUAAUCAUCAAGUCAAUGUUGUUUCCCACCUCCCCUGCUCUCCUGCAUUCUAUCCCCUUGUGAGAUGUUCCAGCAAAGAGGUAAAGAGGACUUAUCUGAGGCGUAGGAGAGCUCUUAAGAAACGAACAGAGAAGACACAAAUCUCAAAGUAACUAAUGGACAUGAAGCCUUUUCUCCCACUUUAAAUGAGCCUCUCUAUUUGAUUGUAACCACAUUCUAUGAAAUAAUAGCC